This is a messenger RNA of Dermacentor albipictus, 574 nucleotides long. RefSeq names its product histone H2A-like. The record is from RefSeq and is a predicted model, not a curated record. Gene Ontology annotation, molecular function: structural constituent of chromatin; DNA binding; protein heterodimerization activity. Gene Ontology annotation, cellular component: nucleosome; chromatin. Gene Ontology annotation, biological process: heterochromatin formation. NCBI's taxonomy places the organism in Eukaryota, Metazoa, Arthropoda, Arachnida, Ixodida, Ixodidae.
ACCAUUGCUGGUCCGUUGGGGCGCGUUGUUCUGUGUUGUGUACGCCAAUCGCCAAAGAGUAAGCAAGCAUGUCUGGUCGCGGCAAGGGCGGAAAGGCCAAGGCGAAGGGAACGUCCCGGUCUUCCCGGGCUGGUCUCCAGUUUCCCGUGGGCCGCAUCCAUCGGCUGCUGCGCAAGGGCAACUACAGCGAGCGGGUAGGUGCUGGCGCACCGGUCUACUUGGCUGCCGUGUUGGAGUACCUAGCCGCCGAGGUGCUCGAAUUGGCGGGAAACGUGGCCCGCGACAACAAGAAGACGCGCAUCAUCCCACGUCACCUGCAACUGGCCAUCCGCAACGACGAGGAGCUCAACAAGCUGCUCUCGGGCGUCACCAUAUCACAAGGCGGCGUUCUGCCUAACAUUCAGGCCGUCCUGCUGCCCAAGAAGACCGGCCAGACCAGCACAGCCGGCAAACCGGGCAAGAAAGGCGGUUCCAGCCAGGAGUUUUGAGGACAUUUUGCUGUUCACUCAGUCGCCGCAUUCCUCUUGUUAAACCACCCCGGCCGGUCAGCGGCUCAGAACUUCGCGCAUUGUUU